AUGGCGUACUACGUGAUGCCAGCUCCUGGGGUAGAAGCUGCCAUUGACCCUGGGAGCAACCUACCUGGCCUGUCGGACGCUGGACGAUCAGAUGCAAGAGACCUGCUGUCGAUCCCAUCGCCUCUGAUGAGUGCGUGCACUGGCCCUGCAGCCGCCCCGCAGUGGGCAGCGGAGGCGACUACGUGCAACCUGGGCGGCAGCGCCGGCGCACUGUUCGCGCAGCUGUUGGCAACCCUGGCGCAAGCGCAGUGCCUGCUGUCGGACCGCGGGGCCUACCCGCCUGACACACUGAGCCCGCUGCCGGAGUACGAUUUCGUGGUGGUCGGCGCCGGGUCCGCCGGGUCCGCGGUGGCAGCUCGCCUCUCGGAGAACGCCGACUGGAGGGUGCUGCUGCUCGAGGCAGGCGGGGACCCACCGCCCACCUCAGACAUCCCCGGACUCUUCCCCUCGCUGGCACGGACGGAGGUGGACUGGUCGUGUCUGACUGAAGUAAACAGUCGUGUCUGCCAACUGCAACCUGGCGGGAGGUGCGCCUGCCCCCGCGGCAAGGUUCUGGUGGACUGGUCGUAUCUGACUGAAGUAAACAGUCGUGUCUGCCAACUGCAACCUGGCGGGAGGUGUGCCUGCCCCCGCGGCAAGGUCCUGGGGGGCAGCAGCUCCAUCAACGGCAUGGCCUACUUCAGGGGCAGCCCGCAGGAUUACGACUCGUGGGCGGCGCUAGGGAACCGCGGCUGGUCCUACCGGGAGGUGCUGCCCUUCUUCAAGAAGCUGGAGACCUUCGACGGGGAGGAACUGCAGAGGAGACCGCAGACGGCAGCUCUGCACGGGUGCGACGGGCCCAUCCAGGUGUCAAGGACUCAGCGUCUGGACCCUGCUGUCGAUGCACUGGACUCUGCAGCCGAGGAAUUAGGCUACAAGCUCGUCGAAGAUUUCAGCACCGAGCCAAACAUUGGGUUUGGUCAGGCGUACGCAUCCAUCAAGAAUGGGUCGAGGUGGAGUACAGCCCGUGGAUACUUAAUGCCAGCUAAGGAGAGAGCGGACCUACAUGUCGUUAAGUUUGCGCUCGUAACCAAAGUGCUGAUCGAAUCCACGAAAAAGAUAGCUUACGGUGUACAGUUCCUAAAGCAGGGGAAGAUGCACGAAGUUAGAGCGACAAAGGAAAUAAUUCUUUCAGCAGGGGCUGUCAAUACACCUCAACUGUUAAUGCAUUCCGGCAUUGGACCAAAAGCUCAUUUGGAGGGAAUUGGUAUACCUGUGGUAGCGGACCUCAAAGUGGGUUACAAUCUUCAGGAUCACGUAACAUAUGUCGGUAUGUAUUUCACAAGGAAGCCACUGCUGAAAAUGGUGCCUGAAGAGGGCAUAUUUCAAUACCUAAUGAACAGGACAGGUCCUCUAUCAACUACCGGAAUCACUUCAUACGUAGGAUUUAUACGGACGGAUGCAGCGUCACGUGAAGCUCCUGGGAUUGCUGAAGCCGAUAGGAGUAACCACCCAGACAUACAGUUAUUCUUUGAAAUGGUGCCGAGCGGCACUGGCGAUAGAGUGGCCAAAAUAUUCAACUACGAGGAAGAAGCGAUGGACCCUCUGGUCAAACUGAUAGCGCGAAAUGAUGCAAUUAUACCGAUGACGGCGCUCGUGGCACCGAGAAGUCGGGGGCGCAUAAGGCUGAGGAGCGCAGACCCGAUGCAGCCGCCGCUGAUCGACUCUGGCUACCUGGAAGACCCGCGCGACCUCGAAAACCUGCUGUCCGGCGUGUCGUUCGCCUACCGUAUGGGCUCCACGAAUGCGAUGCGGCGCGCAGGCUUCGCCGUCGAGGACUACCCACUGGAGGCGUGCAGCCACCGGAGGCGGCUGACGCCGGAUUACUGGCGCUGCGCUGCGCCCUACGUGGUCAGCCCGGCCUUCCAUCCCGUGGGCACCGCCAAGAUGGGCCCCUCGGGCGAUGUUGACGCAGUCGUCGACGCGAGGCUGAGAGUCCACGGCGUGCGCAAUCUGCGUGUCGCCGACGCGUCUGUCAUGCCGCUCAUUGUGCGUUGCAACACCAACGUGCCGACAAUCAUGAUCGGCGAGAAGUGCGCCCACAUGGUAGCCCAAGACUGGGGGCACUAA
This is a messenger RNA of Schistocerca americana (American grasshopper), 2109 nucleotides long. Its product is annotated as glucose dehydrogenase [FAD, quinone]-like. The record is from RefSeq and is a predicted model, not a curated record. The transcript has 4 exons. NCBI's taxonomy places the organism in Eukaryota, Metazoa, Arthropoda, Insecta, Orthoptera, Acrididae. Gene Ontology annotation, molecular function: oxidoreductase activity, acting on CH-OH group of donors; flavin adenine dinucleotide binding. The coding region runs from base 1 to 2109 and encodes 702 amino acids.